AUGGGGACGCCUGCUUUUGACGAGUUGCAUUUUUUUGCUGACAGGAGGAAAACUUUCCGGCGUGCUGAGGCGGGUUGGGGUCGCGAUGGGCGGCGCAUCGCUGAAGACGCCGGCGACUACCAUAGUCGCGCCGCCUGGAGGGACGACGAAACCCUAGGCAAAUUCCGGCCACGCGGACAACGGAGGCCUGACGGAGGUCGUGAGGCGGCCUGGGCAGUUGACGGUCGACUCACCGCAGAUGGAUGGUCCGAUGGUCCUGGGCGCAACCGUCGCUGGACCGACGCCGGAAUUGCAGAAGUACAGCCGGAUCGGUUCCCCGAUGUGCUCCAAAAAGGCGGGUGGAGCUCCGAGGAGGUGUCGGAGGCCCUAGGGCUCAAUUCUCGGCGGGAGAAGGCGAAGAAACCCUUGAUAAAGCCGUUGCCGGAGCUGGCUGAGUUGGUGGACUGGUAG
Striga asiatica is the source of this 450-nucleotide messenger RNA. The record is from the annotation of a GenBank genome assembly. NCBI's taxonomy places the organism in Eukaryota, Viridiplantae, Streptophyta, Magnoliopsida, Lamiales, Orobanchaceae.